GCCGUGCAGGUCGGACGUCGUAUAAAAGCCAGAGCGCCCCGCUCUCUCCAGCACAGACACUUCGGGAUCUUGGCACCGCCGUCCAGCCCAGGCGCUCCAGGAGAGGUUCCGGGCCGGCGCUCGCUGCUCCUUCGCUCCUACCUUCCUUCCUCCCUCGCUGAGCAUGGCCCAGACGCUCGUCCUGGCCUGGCUCCUGGUGGCGGCAGCGGGCUGGACAGCGGCCCAGAACUGCACCUGCCCCACCAACAAGUGGACCGUCUGCAACCAGGUGGGCGCCAGCUGCCAGUGCACGGUCCUGGGCUCCAGCUACGUGGUGGACUGCUCCACCUUGACCUCCAAGUGCCUGCUGAUGCAGGCGCGCAUGAGGCCGAACAAGCCCCGCAGGCUGAUCAAUCCCAGCGAGCACGCCGUGGUGGACAACGACGGCCUGUACAACCCGGACUGCGACAGCGGCGGCCGCUUCAAGGCCCGCCAGUGCAACCAGAGCGACGUGUGCUGGUGCGUCAACUCGGUGGGCGUGCGGCGCACGGACAAGGGCGACCAGACGCUCAAGUGCGAUGAGCUCGUGCGCACCAGUUACAUCCUCAUCAACCUCCGGCACCAGGAGCGCGCCCAAGCCUUCAACCACUCGGACCUGAGCCGCGCGCUGCGGCGCCUCUUCCAGGAGCGCUACCAGCUGAGCCCCAAGUACAUCACGGCCGUGGAGUACGAGCAGCCCACUAUCCAGAUCGAGCUGCAGCAGAACGCCACCCAGAAGGCGCACGGGGAGGUGGACAUCGCCGAUGUGGCCUACUACUUUGAGAGGGAUAUCAAGGGCGAGUCUGUGUUCCACAACCGCCACCUCAACCUGGAGGUCAGAGGGGAGCCCCUGCGAGUGGAGGACACCAUGAUCUACUACGUGGACGAGAAGCCCCCCGAGUUCUCCAUGAAGAGGAUGACGGCCGGCCUGAUUGCCGUCAUCGUGGUGGUGGCCCUGGCCAUCGUGGCUGGCGUGGUGGUCCUCAUCAUUAGCAACAAGAGAAAGUCAGGAAAGUAUGAGAAGGUGGAAAUCAAAGAGAUGGGCGAAAUGAACAAGCGACUCAACUUGUAGGAAGCGACUCCUGUGGGAGGAUGCUGGGGAGGGGUGGAGGAGGAGGGAUGACAGCUUUCCCAGAAAGAGCUUCUUUUCAGAACAGAAGCUGGCUGCCUGGGACUCUCUGCUUCCCAGGCUCUUGGCUGGAUAUCCCCCAGAAGAUUCUUGGAGCUGGAAGGGAACUUAAUCCAACCCCUCUUCUUACAUUUGAGGAAACUGAAGCCCAGAAGACACAAGAAGGUCCAUCUAGCUCUUACAUUUUCGUUCUAAGGUUCCUCCUAACUUUGACAGUCUGGGUUCCAUUUAUGUUCUAAGGUUCCCCCUAACUCUGACAGUCUUGGGUUCCAUGUCCUCACAUCCUCUGUUCAAAUGUCCCUUUUCCUUCUUAAGUUCUGUAUUCUAAGGUCCCUUCCAGCUUUGACAAUCUUAUUAUGUUCCAAGAUCUAACAUCCUCUGUCCUAGAGUAGCUUCUGGCUUUGAAGUUCUGUUCCAUUUAGGAUUCUCAGUUCUAAGAUGCUUUCCUUACAAUUCUUAACAUUCUAGAUAGAAAUACAAUUAGGAUGAGAGCCUUUGCCUUCCCUUUCCUAGUCUCUUAGCCCUUUCCACUUCACCUUGCUGCUUUUAUGUUAGUUUUUGGUCUUGGUAGCUCCUUCUGACUUUGUAUCCUACCUGUGUGGUCUCCUGGACUACUUACUUAGCUUUUCUGAGCCUCUGUUUCGUUAUCUGUAAAAUGGAGGUAAAAAACAAAGCCACCUACCUCCUAGAGUUGUUGGGAAAGUUGAGGAAAGUCAUGUAUACAAAGCAAGUGCUGUAUAAAUGCCAGUUAUUAUGCUCCCUCAGGAAAAGAAUCUAUAAAAAGAGCCCAAUCAUUUCAGUCCUGGGACAGAAAUAGGACUGAAAAUAAGAACUAGUAGAAGGAAAGAAGGGUGGGGUGGGUUUCUCCGGAAAGUCCAUCUGGGUGUGCCUGUCUCUGUACCUGCUGGCUUCUAUUUAUAACUUCUUCUAUCUGGAAGUGCCCUAUGAUAUUUUCCCAAUCUGAAAUUCACCACCACACUUUGGGUUUAAGCUAAUUUAAUUAUCUCCUGCUGUAAACAAACGAGGAGCAUCUUCUCAAUUUCCCACUUUGUAGGAUGGUGUUCGUAAUGGGAUGAGGAUUUGGUUCUGUGUAAUGUACUCGUUUUUAUGGCCAUUUGUGUUACAAGCUGGGUCCCCAUCCAUCUUAUGCCAUUGGUUUGAAAUGCAUUUUUCUGUGACUUGGUUUUGGGGGACUCAGUAUCUGCUCCCCAAUGCUUCUGUAUAGCUCUAGUUAGUGUUAGUCUGUUUUGGAAAAUGUGUGUGUUGUCUUUGAUAAACGUCAGAAUUUUUAUAAGCUGUUGGAUUUAAUAAAAUAUGAAGAAAACCCAUAAA
Molecule: messenger RNA, 2479 nt
Organism: Monodelphis domestica (gray short-tailed opossum)
Lineage: Eukaryota; Metazoa; Chordata; Mammalia; Didelphimorphia; Didelphidae
Gene: TACSTD2
Product: tumor associated calcium signal transducer 2
Biological process (GO): positive regulation of stem cell differentiation
Cellular component (GO): nucleus; membrane
Source: RefSeq, a predicted model, not a curated record